Messenger RNA from Anopheles aquasalis, 1664 nucleotides. RefSeq lists its product as uncharacterized. Lineage: Eukaryota; Metazoa; Arthropoda; Insecta; Diptera; Culicidae. The record is from RefSeq and is a predicted model, not a curated record.
UAGGAGCAGACGCAAACGAUCCCGCCGGUUUUUGGUGCCGUACCGACUGUAGACCCCGAACAAUACAAACAGAGUAGUGCCGCGUGGUGCGGCCGUUAAUUUUGAAAAACUUAAAAAUGCCACAAACAUCUGCCCGAAACUGCUUUUCCCCUUUCCAACCCGCUAGUAUAUAGUGCCAUCCCCUAAGGGGGGAAAAAAAACAAACCCCUGUAUAGAAUUACCUAUCGAAGAAAGCUACGCGUGCCCAAUCAAUCGCAGCGUGUCAAUGACCUUUUGUGGGGGUUUUUUGUGUGUGGCCAUGCCACUGGAAUUUGCAUACGACCAGACGCAGUAGGCAGCCACACGCCAGCAACAGCAGCAGCAGCAGCAGCAUACCGCUGUGUAUCGUGAAUCGAGUGCAAUCGAGGCGACAUCAGCCGACAUGUCUCAGCUUAGCAAGUGUUUCUACCAAGCGACGGCAGGCCGUACCUGUCGCGAUCUGUGCCAUCCCGAGUAUGCCACCUGCUGGCAGUCCUUCGUAGGGAACACGAAAUCGUUGUUACCCGGGUGCUAUAAGCUGUACCUCUCGCUACUGGUGAUACCACCACUGGUCAAGGGCAGUGGCUACACGGUCGAGUACUGGAUUAAUCACAUCCGGAGCUACGCAUCGAUAUCAACCAAAACGUACAUACUAGCGAUCAGCGGCCUAACACUGCAGUGUCUACUCUAUAAAGCGUUCGGGAAGCUGCACUACUACUGCCUGAUGGGUGUACCGGGCGCUAUUAGUGCGGCGAUCGUACCACGGCUCCCGCACGUACACCGGCGGCUGCAGGGUAUCACCUACUUCAACAUGAUGCUCGAGGUGAUGAUCAAGAAGAGUCGACUGGCCUGGGUACAGACGCUUCGCCGUUCGAAACUGUGCGCUACCGGUGCGUUUAUGGUCUGCAGUGCUACGAUAAUGUACGUUCUGCGCAAAGGAACGGUGAACCAAUUUUGGAUUACCUAUCCGGAAAGGCCGGAGAGCAGCCCCGUUGCUACGCUGGAUGCGAGCAGGCCCUCCUGCCUGCACGAAGGACCGUGCAGUCGAUACGUAUUCGAUGGUGCCUGGAAGUACACUUUGGCCGGGCUGACCAUUGAAACGGCUCGAGCACUGCUCGCGAAAGGCGCACUGUUCAUCAAUCAACCGAGCCGACGCGCCUGGACGGAAGUGGUCAGCUCGGUUGGCCUCGGAUUACCGCUCUUCCUCGCCACGUACGUCGGUAGCUACCGGUGUGUUAGCUGCCUGCUGGCUGGCUUGACGGCUGGAGGCGGCCCGGGUCAACCAGCGCACGCCACCACGCUCGCCGGCUUUCUCAGUGGGGCGAGCUAUCUGCUCUACCCGCGAUAUCAGGUGUUUACGCUCGGAUUCACCAAGUUCCUGGAGAUGGCAUGGGAGCACCAGUGGAAUACGGUGAAGGUGCGGCCCCGCUGGAUGGUGUGGGUCGACCGGCUGCCGGUUCUGCGCCUGGUCCAUAUGCUGUCCAUCGGCUACAUGUAUCAUGCGCUCGUCUUCCAUGCGCACCUUUCGCCGGCAUUCAACGGAAAGUGCGUCAACUACUGUUCGAAUUAUCGCGUCGAGAACACUAAGCGGCGACUGGUUGGUUGGAUGCUUGCGCACUCCUGGAACAGCUGCUGACACGCCAGUG